GUGGACACUGGCCUCCUCUCCUCCUACGACAAAAGUAGCUAAUUUGGUUGGGUAACUCGGGGUCCCGUCAUGACGUUAUCGAGAUAGACUAACCUUUAUAGCUAUGUGUGUUAGCCGUGCGUUCGCUACUUUCUUCGUUAAUGAUCACUUUUACAAUUGCUAACUAGCUAUGAUAGCUAUGCUAACGUUAGCUAGCCAGAUAGAUACCUAGCUACGCUAUAUCUACUCAUCGAACUGGAGAAGCGGGUUGACUAAGUGCUGUUACACGAUACUUAAAUUUCCAUGAUGGCCUCCGCUCCCUCUGCUUCUGCCCUGUCUGCUGUUAUCCGUUGCAGGGGAAAUAUAUUUGCCAGAAACCAAGCUAACAAGAAGAGGCCUCCUCCCAGCGCCGGAUACAGCAUCGGACUCAAGUGCGUCGCAGGUAGCGAGUCAGGAGUACCUACAUGGGACAAAGAACACGUCUGGGAAGCAGGUCAGACUUUCCCAGAAUGGAAGUCGUUUUUUCUGGGACAACGCUGGGAUCGGAAUUGGGUAUAUUUAUCCAUUAAAUGGGAGCCAAGACGGAAGACCACCAAAAACAAUCACACGGAUACGUGGGCUAGAGUCGAUUACGAAGGAAGUCGAAUUCAGCAGACUGAAUCACGGUCUCAUGUGCGCGAAUCAGUCGCAAGUGUGCCGCAAAGUCAUAGACGGCAAGCAAAGAGAGAGUCCGACUGCUCACAACCGCUUUUGUUUAUUGCUGAGAUAAGAAAGUGCCUUGCAUUAAAAAACUGUGGAAACACUUUAGGGAGGGAGACUGUAUGUGGCAAGAAAGAAAAAAAUCUUUCAGACAAAUUACUUGACAUAGCCCCAUCGAAGGUUUUAUGUAUAUCGAUUAGCUACAGAUCCAGUGGAACCCACGAACAAGGAAUCGAACCGGUGACACUGUGCUGGAACGGCUGGACGACUCUAAAGAACAAAUGUCUUCUCUUGACUGCGCUUGUGUCCGAAAUUCUGCGGAUGAAAUUUGCAAUCGAGAAUGGUCGGCAGUCUGUUCCACUUGUCGUCAGAUCUUCAGUGGAAGAAAUGCAAAAGAUAAACUUGGUUGAAAGCCAAGUCGUGCCAAGCAACGGCCACAGUCCGAAGAUGAAAGAACAUUUGAGUGGCGAAAGUGAGAAUCCCACAGAGCAAAGGAUGGAGCCAGGAGGACCAGAAGAACAUGCUCAACGGGAGUAAACACCACAGUGGACUUAGAUCCUUAGCACUUCAACGUAUGAUACACCUCGGAGUACGAAAGUUACAAUAAGAAUUGCUGAAUGACAAUAGGUCUCACUGAUGUAUCCCUUUAAUACAACAUGAAUAUGGUAAAAUGGGGACUGCCCCCUUUCCAAACUCAUUUGAAGAUUAAUCUGUCAAUCUGCAAAAUUGCACUUUUGUGGGUAGUUUUCCAGGUGUACCAGUAACCAGUUUACCCAGUGUCUUGGGCUGAAACUGUUCUGGGCUCAAACCAUAUAACACUAUUCUGUGAAAACUUUCUGCCUUCUGCUUUCAGUGACAGUACUCUCAGAAAUGAAUGAGCCCCGAGAUCCUAUUUGAGAAAAAGGCAGCCUGAGGCAGAACUGUUUUCUGAUGCAGUCUUGCUGACGAUUCCUUCUUUUCACAUAUUUCCAGCAGACGGCUGAAGCCGUUAAACAGGGCAGUGUGCACAGCAACACUCAUGAUAUAAAUGUAAACAAAGAAGAGACAGGGUUCAGUGUUUGAGAACAAGGAGUGGCAAGUGGCAUGUUUUAGAGCAUUAAUUUGGACAAGAAUUAUACUUCACCAGUGUUUGGGCCAAACAAGUAAAGUGCCCAUGCUGCUUCCAUGAAGAACAUGUGGCUGAAAAGGCAGUAAAUACCUUGAAGACCUCAGGAAAAUUAGAUGUCUGAGUAGUGUUAUUGUUGCUCACUACAUUCAAGAAAACAGUCUUGCAGAUGAAAGAAGAGUACUGAUCACUUGGCAGUGUCUACAGGUCAAUAGUCAUGUGUUUUCUAUCUAGAUUAUAACUAUAUUAACUGCCUGCUGCUAGUGUUUUUAGCAGCAGGCAGUUAAUAUAGUUAUAAUCUAGAUAGUCAUGCGUUUUCUAUCUAGAUUAUAACUAUAUUAACUGCCUGCUGCUAAAAACACUAGAGUGUCAUCAUUUAUUCAUGUUAGAUAGCAAUUGAAAUGUAGAGCGUAUUGUUUUUCUUAAACUCAGAAUAUAAACACUAAGUAACUAUGGCAUGCCAAAUUGUUUGAGUUUGCUGAAGCCAAGGAUAACCCUCAGCUGUGAACUGUUAAUCACCAGGUGCACAUGGAUGAUUAAGUAUAACUAAAUUUUCUGGAGUUGUCUUGAAAUCUAUGGAAAUCGAUAGUGCAGGCUUUGUUCAUAUUACAGUGUAAAACUGGUUUAUCACAGAAAGUAUUCUAAUUUUGAACAGAAUGGAUUUGAUAUAUUUGCCAGACACUUUCAUUAUUACAUUUGUCUUGUAGAUUUUUGCAGUCAUUGUCAUAAUCAGUCUUGAAAAGGCGGUUUAAAUUUUUUAAGAUCCAUCUAAAAUACCAGCUCUUCUGUGCAGAUCAUUGGAGCUUAAGGUACAAAUUGUUCAUCGGAGAUCCGAGGUAAAGACAGCACCUGUAGGUUCUUGAAAGCCUCUGUCAGACAGGUGAAAAAAGUAAUUCAUUCUACAUAGGCCAUUCUAUAUUGUACACUUUCUGUGGGAAUAUUGUGUUAUGCAUCAUACUUUCAGUCUGUGAGAGUACUAAAGUGUACCCCGAAAAAGCAUGUUUUGUAUUUGUAUUAUAAUUAUAUUCAUAAGUUAAUUUUUCAGAAAUAUUGAACAGCCAUUUAUGGUUAACACAGUACUUUUAACUUGUCUUGAAGCCGCAUGUUGUGUUUGUUGUAUGUGACAUACAGGAAAGUUUAAGGACUGAAUUAUAAUCACACAUGUAGCAGCGUACCAACCAUAAUGAGUGCAUUUCGGUAUGGGUAUUUUUCAUUAACAACUAAAUAUAAUUUAAGAGCUAACAUUUGAUAAAGCACAGUCUGGAAUUUGAAUCACAGCACCUAUUUUACCAUACAACACUGAUAGUUCUGCAAAAAUCUACUUAUUCACCUGUUAUUUUGUAGGUGACCUUUUUUACUUAACAGCAUUCAGUGUAAUUUACAAAUAUUCAUGUGAUGUCAUGUAAUGCACUGCACCUAAUUUAGUGAUACUGUACCUUAAUUUCCAAUGCAGUAUUCUCUUUAUGCUUCCCUCAUUGAAAAACACUGUGGUAUGAUUUUUUUAAAUUCAUUGUGGGCGUGUUUUGGCUAAAAAUGGUACAGAAUUUCUGAGUGGUCACAGUUUGUUUAACCAUCUGCAUUUUGUAAGUGCUCAGUAGCUUUUUCUACUCAGGGAAAUGGGUAGCUGUACCAUAUUUAUACAGAUUUAAUGAUCUCCACCAGAUGGUGCUAGAGUGACUGGUUCAACCUGAUCAUAUCUGUCAGUAUAUUUGAGAGUCAGGGUCCCUGACAUAUGAGA
Molecule: messenger RNA, 3521 nt
Organism: Megalops cyprinoides (Indo-Pacific tarpon)
Lineage: Eukaryota; Metazoa; Chordata; Actinopteri; Elopiformes; Megalopidae
Exons: 2
Coding region: 283-1215 (310 amino acids)
Source: RefSeq, a predicted model, not a curated record